This is a messenger RNA of Lepus europaeus (European hare), 1411 nucleotides long. It is a transcript of the gene HOXD8, whose product is annotated as homeobox D8. Gene Ontology annotation, biological process: regulation of transcription by RNA polymerase II. Gene Ontology annotation, cellular component: nucleus. Bases 1 to 861 code for a protein of 286 amino acids. The transcript has 2 exons. Lineage: Eukaryota; Metazoa; Chordata; Mammalia; Lagomorpha; Leporidae. Gene Ontology annotation, molecular function: DNA-binding transcription factor activity, RNA polymerase II-specific; RNA polymerase II transcription regulatory region sequence-specific DNA binding. The record is from RefSeq and is a predicted model, not a curated record.
AUGAAUUCGUACUUCGUGAACCCGCUGUACUCCAAGUACAAGGCGGCGGCCGCGGCGGCGGCGGCGGCGGCGGCGGCGGGCGAGGCCAUCAAUCCCUCUUACUACGACUGUCACUUCGCGCCCGAGGUCGGCGGCCGCCACGCCGCCCUGCAGCUCUAUGGCAACAGCGCGGCCGGCUUCCCGCACGCGCCCCCGCAGGCGCACGCGCACCCGCACCCGUCCCCGCCGCCCGCUGGGCCCGGGGGCGGCCCGGGCCCGGGCCCCGGCCAGGACUACUUCCAGCCCGGCGGGGGCAGCGCGGCCGCUGCCUACCAGGCCGCCCCCCCGCAGCCUCCGCCUCCGCCGCCGCCUCCCCCCUGCGGCGGGAUUGCCUGUCACGGGGAGCCCGCGAAGUUUUACGGAUACGAUAACUUACAGAGACAGCCGAUUUUUACGACCCAGCAAGAGGCCGAGCUGGUACAAUAUCCUGACUGUAAAUCGUCCAGUGGUAAUAUUGGCGAGGACCCAGACCACUUAAAUCAGAGCUCGUCUCCUUCUCAAAUGUUUCCCUGGAUGAGAGCACAAGCAGCUCCUGGUAGACGAAGAGGAAGACAAACCUACAGUCGGUUCCAAACCCUAGAGCUGGAAAAGGAAUUCCUUUUUAACCCUUAUCUGACCAGGAAAAGAAGAAUCGAGGUUUCCCACGCCCUAGCCCUCACGGAGAGACAGGUAAAAAUCUGGUUCCAGAACAGGAGGAUGAAGUGGAAAAAGGAGAACAACAAGGACAGAUUUCCCAUUUCCCGACAGGAGGCGAAGCACGGGGAGACCAAAGAGGAGGCUGGGGAGCUGGAGGAAGACGGGGCUGGAGGCCCAGCAGAUUAACUUCCACCUUCCAAGUUUUAUCGCAGACUGUUAAAACGAAUGGCCAGCAUUGCUGGCGGGCCCCACCUGUGGUCUUCGUUGGAAAAGAGCUUACCUGUGUUGCAAGCUACCUUCAUGCCACUGCUCUUGAGAUUUCUGCGCUUUGAAAGGAAUGUGGGUGUUUUUAAAGUUUCUAGUAUCGCAUAGAAGCAGUCCUUGAGCUGUCCUAUGAAAGGGUAAUUUGAUACUGACCUUGUAGCCAUAGUUUUUGUAAUGAUAGUUUUUAAGUCUGAACUGGCGAUUUUCCUCAACAACGUAAACUUCCUAAUGAUUAGCACUAAAUAAUUGAGUAUAAAAUGCUUUAUUAAUCAAUCAAGUGCACUUGAACAUUUUAAAUCGUUUCUUUAUGGUGAGUAAAUUAAAGUAAGUCUAUUAAUUUUAAAAAGAAUUAUGCCUGCAGAAUAUGUACUUUAUAUUAUUUGAUUAAAACAUUAUUUAUGGUUUUCUCUUUCUGCUUUUAUAAUGAAUGGUUCGGGUGCCUUUUGUUUACUUGUAAAAGGGUGUUUUGUUU